This is a messenger RNA of Ustilago hordei, 357 nucleotides long. RefSeq lists its product as uncharacterized. The coding region runs from base 1 to 357 and encodes 118 amino acids. Lineage: Eukaryota; Fungi; Basidiomycota; Ustilaginomycetes; Ustilaginales; Ustilaginaceae. The record is from RefSeq and is a predicted model, not a curated record. The transcript has a single exon.
AUGGGUUGGCUGAUCUGGGAGAUGUCGCUCCACAAUGCUUUCCAGCCAGAUGCAAGCAAGAUCCAACAUUUGGCAGGAGAGCAAAAGUGGGAAUGGGCAAAGGAAUCCAUUGCCUCCUAUUUCUAUACCAAGCUCUCUCUCCUCCAUGCAGCCUUCCCAACAUGUCAAGAAACAGAUCUGCUUAACGAAAUUCAGUAUGGUCUGCCAGCAUCCUUGCAGCUCGAUGUUUGGACACAUCUUCUUGCCAGGCCAAACAUGGAUGAACUCCUCACUGAACUUCACAACUUGGAGGGGCCUUGGAAAGCAACUCUAUGUUCUGGCAGCUGCUAUGACCAACACAAUGACUUGCUGCCCUGA